AAAAGAACAUGUGGAGAAAAUUAAGGAGAUAAGAGGAAAAUAAUAAAAAUCUUGAUUACCCUUCUUAUCCAAGAGAGAAAGGCCACAUCUUCUUUGGCAAUAUCAUAUUCCUUUGCGAGUAGUUCAUUAAGAGAAGAGAAGAGAAGACAUGGCUAUGAAGAACUGUUUUCAAGUGAGUACAGUGUGCACUGGUGCUAGAGCUGGAGUAUUAUUUGCUCCAGUAGAGAAGCUUCAUUUACCAACUUCCUGUAGAGGAUUUAAUAAUCAAUCCAAUUCUUCAUCAUUGUCUUCCACCUCUUCUUCUUCUUCCUUUGCUCAUUCACUCACUACUCUCAGAGGAAGAAGCCAAAAAUCCCGCUUUGUCUGCAAAGCUCGGGAAGCUUUAGAUGAAGUUAAAGCGGUAACAGAUUCAAGCUGGGACGAUCUAGUGAUUGCCAGUGAAACCCCUGUUCUGGUGGAAUUUUGGGCACCCUGGUGUGGACCAUGCCGGAUGAUAGCACCAGUGAUCAAUGAAUUGGCUAAAGAAUAUGCCGGAAAGAUUGCAUGUUUCAAGGUAAACACCGAUGAGUGCCCGAAUAUAGCCAACAAGUAUGGAAUAAGGAGUAUUCCAACAGUGCUGUUUUUCAACAAAGGUGAGAAGAAAGAAAGUGUCAUUGGAGCUGUGCCCAAGACAACAUUGUCCAGCACCUUAGAGAAAUAUAUAGAUGCUUGAAACAACAGUUCAGACAACCUCAUGUUCAUGUCAUUGACCAAAUUCAAAUGAUUUGUAUUUAAUGUAAAUGUCACUAUGGAUUCAGUUUUCAAGUUCUGAACAUUUAUCUGAAUUAUGAAAUCUUACCUGCAGAUUAAACA
Molecule: messenger RNA, 852 nt
Organism: Manihot esculenta (cassava)
Lineage: Eukaryota; Viridiplantae; Streptophyta; Magnoliopsida; Malpighiales; Euphorbiaceae
Product: thioredoxin M-type, chloroplastic
Exons: 2
Coding region: 149-712 (187 amino acids)
Cellular component (GO): cytoplasm
Molecular function (GO): oxidoreductase activity, acting on a sulfur group of donors, disulfide as acceptor; protein-disulfide reductase activity
Source: RefSeq, a predicted model, not a curated record